AUGGCGGACAAGAGUCUUGUGAAGUUGUGCAGAUCACUGUUUUUAUCGCGUUUUUCUUCCAUUAAUGCAAAGUCUGUCAGAUAUUUUACGAGAUAUCUAUCGAGUACAGCUAAAAAUCUGAACGAAGAGAACAGAAUCUGUUUUAUAACUGAUGGCUGCAGUACAGAAGAGUUGGAGAUGGUACAAGAUUUCGUAGUCGGUAAUUUAGAAGUUUGUGAACAUUUUAUUUCCGAAGAAGAGGAAACUUUACUAUUGAAGGAAAUCGAACCAUAUUUGAAGAGACAAAAGUAUCAGUACGAUCACUGGGACAAUUUUGAGAAUUUGGUGUUAGACCAAGAUGACAAUUUCUACUUGAUAAGUUUGAGUCUUCUCAUUAGAUGGUAUAUUAAGCCCCACGUUGACAGCAUUAAGUUUUGUGGAGCAAUAAUAUCUGGCGUCAGUCUCCUGUCACCUUCAGUUAUGAGGUUUAAACAUGAGAAGCUUGGCAAUGUCAAAGUUGAUGCCCUUCUCCAACCAAGAUCACUCUACAUUAUAAGGGAUGCUGUAAGGUAUGAAUUUACACAUGAAAUAUUGAAAGAAGAAGAAUCUGUUUGGAAAGGAAAGACUGUGCUUAGAGAUAGGAGAGUAUCUUUAGUCCUCAGAUGCCAACCCUAACAUUAAUAAAUCAUCUCUUCUAAAUGA
Molecule: messenger RNA, 681 nt
Organism: Stylophora pistillata
Lineage: Eukaryota; Metazoa; Cnidaria; Anthozoa; Scleractinia; Pocilloporidae
Product: RNA demethylase ALKBH7, mitochondrial-like
Biological process (GO): DNA damage response; fatty acid metabolic process
Cellular component (GO): mitochondrial matrix
Source: RefSeq, a predicted model, not a curated record